AUGCGACUACCACACUCCUCAAGCCUAUUAAGGCGAGGACAAUUGGCCAGCUUCCAUAAUCGCCAAGGUUUUGCAGCGACACGCAGCCACAGCACCGCCGUACUAGGCGGUGGCAUCACCGGCCUCACAGCCGCCUGGCAGCUGACCCAGGACCCCAAAUGCAAACAAGUCGUGCUAUACGAGAAAUCAAACCGACUAGGAGGAUGGGUCGACUCCGAAAACAUCCCUGUCGAGGGCGGCAAUGUUGUGUUCGAGUACGGGCCACGGACAUUGAAGAGCUCGCUGCCAAGCUCUCUGCCUAUGCUUUACCUGGCUACGAACCUUGGCUUGUACAAAGACCUCAUCAUUACCUCGAAAAACAGCCCUGCGGCUCGGAAUCGCUAUAUCUACUACCCGGACCAUCUCGUUCGCAUGCCCGCACCUGAACCGAACUUGACCCGACUUGAGUUUAUGAAGAAGACUUUAGAAGCUCUUUGGAAUGAGCCUGUCUUUGAUAAGCUGUUCACGGGGAUUUUGCAUGAUAUCUAUACUCAACCACGUCAUGCGACUGAAUGGGCGAAGGAUGAAUCCGUUGCGGACUUUAUUGGACGACGGUUUCACCCCAAAAUCGCCGAUAACCUGGUUUCCGCUGUGUACCACGGUAUCUAUGCCGGUGAUAUCGAUCAGUUAAGUGCCCAGAUGCUCAUGGGUUCGAUUCGCGACCUUGAAGGAGGUACCGGGGGUGUUGGUUCGUUUGUGCCUGGGGGCAUUUUCUCAUCUAUGGUACACCGGGCCUUCUACCGCAAGAAGUCAUGCGCGAUAGAUGAUUAUCUGGCCGUGGAUGCUAUCUCAGGGUCGCCAGAGCUAUCGAAGUAUCAGCACGACCUAGAGCGCAUAGUGGCUAAAGCUAGUACUUUCACCUUUAAGAACGGUGUUGGCCAGCUGAUUGACGCUCUCGUUACUUCUUUGAAGGGAUCCGGCAAAGUCAAAAUCAUUAUGAACUCGGAUGUCAAACAAGUAGCUUCCGAUCCAACGUUUGGAUUAGAAAUCGGGACUCCAACAGCCAACGGGAAAGGACUCCAAAAACAACAGUUUGACCAUGUCAUAUCUACAAUUCCCCCAGUGGCACUUGCCAACAUGUUAGUCCCAAGCAAGGGAUUGAACGAGAAACAUGAAGGCACCACCCGCUCCCUCCUCCGCAAACAAAACUACGCAGUGACUGUAAUGGUCGUCAACCUCUACUACCCAAACCCCAACCUCCUCCCCGUGGAAGAAGGCUUCGGCUAUCUGAUCCCGCGCUCAAUCCCCUACGAACAAAAUCCGGAAUGCGGCCUAGGCGUGAUCUUCGCCUCAGCCUCUAGUGUAGGAAAAGGCACACAUCCCACCUCACCAACAGUCAAACAAGACUCCGCUCCAGGAACCAAACUCACCGUCAUGAUGGGCGGCCACUACUGGGACGGCGUAGACAACUAUCCCGACCACGACACCGCCGUGAAGAUGGCCCGGGAUCUCCUCAAGAGACAUCUAAACAUCAUGGAUACCCCAACCGUCGCACGGACUCGUCUACAGAAGGACGCCAUCCCCCAGUACACCGUCGGCCAUCUGCAGCGCAUGUACGAUCUAUCAUAUACAUCACGCAUCGAGUACUCCAGGCAGCUCAUCCUCGCCGGAAACUGGUAUAAUGGCGUUGGUGUGUCCGACUGUGUUAAGCAGGGUAUCCUAUCUGCGACAUAUGGCACUGGUAUGAUUACACCUGAUACCAGGCGCGGUCCCUGGCGUCCGUGGAAUGGUGUUGUCGAUCCUGGUUGGAAUUAUGAGGGUGGUAUUGUCAUGUCGCCUGUUCGUUUGACUGAUACACGUCUGUAG
Molecule: messenger RNA, 1845 nt
Organism: Penicillium canescens
Lineage: Eukaryota; Fungi; Ascomycota; Eurotiomycetes; Eurotiales; Aspergillaceae
Gene: hem14
Product: oxygen-dependent protoporphyrinogen oxidase
Exons: 3
Coding region: 1-1845 (614 amino acids)
Biological process (GO): heme biosynthetic process
Cellular component (GO): mitochondrial inner membrane
Molecular function (GO): protoporphyrinogen oxidase activity, oxygen as acceptor
Source: RefSeq, a predicted model, not a curated record